Molecule: messenger RNA, 1573 nt
Organism: Ziziphus jujuba (common jujube)
Lineage: Eukaryota; Viridiplantae; Streptophyta; Magnoliopsida; Rosales; Rhamnaceae
Product: ATP synthase gamma chain, chloroplastic
Exons: 1
Coding region: 179-1324 (381 amino acids)
Biological process (GO): proton motive force-driven ATP synthesis
Cellular component (GO): chloroplast thylakoid membrane
Molecular function (GO): proton-transporting ATP synthase activity, rotational mechanism
Source: RefSeq, a predicted model, not a curated record
AUCCACUCCCUCCAUCUCCCUCCACUCAUUCCCACCACUUUUACUCCAUACCAGAAGUUCACACAUGAAGAUAAGCUUUCUCUCGCCAAAAACCAUCUAAACCAGCAAAAGCAACCCCUAAACAAACCCGCUCUUCUCCUCUCCCUCCUCUUCCUCUCCAACUCAUCCAUCACCAGCCAUGUCUUGCUCCAAUUUAACAAUGUGGGUCUCCUCAAAACCUUCUCUUUCCGACUCUUCUUCCCUCUCUUUCCGCUCCUUUCUCAGCCCUUUUCAGCUUCCUUCCCAAAACUCACCCAUCUCCUCCAACCCCUCCAGAUCCUCUUCUUCUUCUUCUUCGGUCACCCCAAUCCACUGCGGUCUCCGUGAGCUCCGUGGCCGUAUCGAUUCGGUGAAGAAUACCCAGAAAAUUACAGAGGCUAUGAAGCUUGUCGCAGCUGCAAAAGUCCGUAGAGCUCAAGAAGCCGUCGUCAAUGGCAGACCCUUUUCCGAAACUCUGGUUGAAGUCCUUUACAACAUCAACGAGCAGCUUCAGACUGAAGACAUCGAUGCCCCUCUAACCAACGUUAGACCCGUUAAGAAAGUCGCCCUCGUCGUCGUCACCGGCGAUCGGGGUCUCUGCGGGGGUUUCAACAAUGCGAUUAUCAAAAAAGCAGAAGCCAGAAUCUCCGAGCUUAAAGGUCUUGGUCUCGAUUACACCGUCAUCAGUGUUGGUAAAAAGGGCAACUCUUAUUUUCUUCGCCGGCCGUAUAUUCCGGUCGACAAGUUCCUCGAAGGCGGCUCUCUUCCGACCGCCAAAGAAGCCCAGGCCAUCGCCGACGACGUUUUCUCUCUGUUCGUCAGCGAAGAGGUAGACAAAGUGGAGCUUCUCUACACCAAAUUCGUCUCCCUGGUGAAAUCCGACCCGGUGAUCCACACUCUGCUUCCGUUGUCACCCAAAGGUGAGAUCUGCGACGUGAACGGAAACUGUGUGGAUGCGGCGGAGGAUGAGUUUUUCAGGUUGACGACCAAGGAAGGGAAAUUGACGGUGGAGAGAGGCGUCGUGAGAACAGAGACGGUGGAUUUCUCUCCGAUUUUGCAAUUCGAGCAAGACCCAGUUCAGAUCUUGGACGCUUUGCUGCCUCUGUACCUCAACAGUCAGAUUCUGAGGGCGUUGCAGGAGUCAUUGGCUAGCGAGCUCGCUGCUAGAAUGAGUGCCAUGAGCAAUGCGACUGACAAUGCUAUGGAGUUGAAGAAGACUCUGUCUAUUGUUUACAACAGGCAACGCCAAGCCAAGAUUACUGGAGAGAUUUUGGAGAUUGUGGCUGGUGCCAAUGCUUUGGAAUAGAGACAACUCUCUCUCUCUCUCUUUCUGUAGGUAAUUUUCCAUGGGUGGUGUUUUCAAGUAUUUGUUAAACAAAUUAUGUAUUAUAUAAUGUUUAAAUUGUUAAUUUUAGAAAAAAAGAAACUUUUUUUUUUUUUACACUUGGGGAAAUAUUGGUCAUUGUAUUUCUCAACUGCGUAUGAACUUUGUGCACAAAUGAGAAGUGCAAUGUAUUUUGGAACAAAAUCAAAAUUGGAGCUAUUCAGCUAUCGA